CCUCCACCAUCUGAGAGACUCUUCACUGAAAGAAAAAAAGGACAGACUUCUUUCACUGCCUCCAGAUAAUUUUGAGAACUCGUCAGGGCUUUGCCUCAGCAAUCAGCCAUGGCCAGGUUCCUGUUGGCUGCAAUCAUGAUCCUUCUAGGGUCCUCUGCCUCUUCUUCCUCCUCUUCAUCGGGGUCAUCGGCUGUGCUGGAGCCUCUGUUUCAGUACAUUGACGGGCAUCAAAAUGAGUUUGUUCAGAGGCUGGGGGAGUGGGUGGCCAUUCAGAGCGACUCCAGCGACCCGGCGAUGUGGCGGGAGGUCGAGAGGCUCCUCAACGUGACCGCACAAAAGAUCCAGGAGAUGGGAGGGCGGGUGGAGUUUGCGGAUGUGGGCACUCAGCAGCUGGCAAGCGGAGAGACUGCGACCCUGCCUCCUGUUCUCCUGGCUGACUUUGAGAGGGACGCACACAAGCCCACGCUGUGCAUCUACGGCCACGUGGACGUCCAGCCCGCCAAGAAGGAGGACGGCUGGGUCACUGACCCUUACAACCUGACUGAGGUCAAUGGUAACCUAUAUGGCAGAGGGGCCACAGACAACAAGGGGCCGGUGCUGGCCUGGCUGCAUGCUGUGGAGGCAUAUCAGGCCACCAAACAGGAGUUGCCGGUGAAUCUGAAGUUCAUUAUUGAGGGGAUGGAGGAGACUGGCUCAGAUGGACUGGAGGAGCUAACCAGGCAGCGGAAUGAGAGCUUCUUCUCCGAUGUGGACUACAUCGUCAUCUCCGACAACGUCUGGGUCAGCAGGAGGCCAGCCCUCACCUACGGCACCAGGGGCAGCACCUACUUCUUUGUGGAGGUGAAGGGAGUGAAUCAGGACCUACAUUCCGGAACGUGGGGGGGUUGCUAUCAGGAGCCCAUGAGCGAUCUGAUCGCUCUGCUAGACAGCCUGAUAGACCACAGUGGAAAAAUCCUCAUCCCAGGCCUCAACGAGGCUGUGGCCCCGCUGACCGAGGAAGAGAAGAAGCUGUAUGAGGACAUUCACUUUGAUGUGGAAGAAGUUAAAAAGGAAAUUGGGAUCAGCCACUUCUUACAGGACACCAAGGAAGGAAUCCUCAUGGCCCGGUGGCGCUACCCUUCCCUCUCCAUCCACGGGAUUGAGGGCGCGUUUUCUGACCCCGGGUCCAAAACAGUCAUCCCUCGGCGAGUCAUCGGAAAGUUCUCCAUCCGUCAAGUCCCCAACAUGGAGCCUGCUGUGGUGGAGAGACAGGUAAAGGAGCACCUGAAGCAGGUUUUCACCAAACGGAAGAGCCCAAACAGCCUGGCGGUGACCACCACUGUUGGGGCCAAACCGUGGGUGGCUGACCUGAAGGAUCCGCAGUAUGUCGCUGGACGAAAGGCAGUCAAAGCAGUUUUUGGAGUGGAGCCAGAGCUGGUCCGAGAGGGAUCCACCAUUCCCAUCGCGCACAACUUCCAGGAAAUCACAGGGAAGAGUGUGAUGAUGCUGCCCAUCGGCGGCCACGACGACGGCGAGCACUCUCAGAACGAGAAGAUCAGCAGGUCCAACUUCAUUCAGGGGACAAAGCUCUUUGCCGCCUACUUUCACGAGCUCUCACAGCUCCAGAAAGACCCAACAAUGUGACACUCGUCUGUCUGUUUCAUAAACUGCCACUAAUUAGAGGACCAACACACUACAUUACAUUAUUGGAAUUUUAGCACAUUUCAAUGCCUCACCCAUAUCCUCACUAUUAACCUCUUGUUAACACGUAACCUUUUUACAUCACUGCUUGUAAUUUGUCAAGUUGCUACAACGUCAAAGCCGUGUGGUAACGCUAUUACGCAGCAGCUAAGCAUGCUCUGUAGUUACACAUUUUUACCUUAUCAUUUUAACUAGAAGCAACUCAUUUACUCCCCCUAUUAAAUUCAGUGUUACAUUUUUAAAUGCAUUUGGCGCUUUCUCCACAGGGUGUUAAGCACAGUACUCAGCUGCUUCUCUUUAUGAACCAACAACAUCAACCAAUCUAAUACAGCAAUCAUAUAACACUGUUUGGUAAUGAUGCUUUAUUUUUUAUGUAGUUUUAUUUUGAUUUUUAUAAGAUGACUCAAGUCAAUAAUAUCUUUUUGUAUCAUUUGUAUAAUGAACCCCACAUAUAUUAAAGCUGAUAAACCCA
Molecule: messenger RNA, 2152 nt
Organism: Megalops cyprinoides (Indo-Pacific tarpon)
Lineage: Eukaryota; Metazoa; Chordata; Actinopteri; Elopiformes; Megalopidae
Gene: cndp2
Product: carnosine dipeptidase 2
Exons: 12
Coding region: 109-1623 (504 amino acids)
Biological process (GO): proteolysis
Cellular component (GO): cytosol
Molecular function (GO): metallodipeptidase activity
Source: RefSeq, a predicted model, not a curated record